Salarias fasciatus (jewelled blenny) is the source of this 1066-nucleotide messenger RNA. Its product is annotated as glucagon family neuropeptides. The transcript is spliced from 6 exons. Gene Ontology annotation, cellular component: extracellular region; perikaryon; neuron projection. NCBI's taxonomy places the organism in Eukaryota, Metazoa, Chordata, Actinopteri, Blenniiformes, Blenniidae. The coding region runs from base 140 to 1033 and encodes 297 amino acids. Gene Ontology annotation, molecular function: pituitary adenylate cyclase activating polypeptide activity; neuropeptide hormone activity; peptide hormone receptor binding. Gene Ontology annotation, biological process: adenylate cyclase-activating G protein-coupled receptor signaling pathway; neuropeptide signaling pathway; positive regulation of ERK1 and ERK2 cascade. The record is from RefSeq and is a predicted model, not a curated record.
AGGGAGAGAGUGAGAGAGAGUGAGUGAGUGAGUGAGUGAGCGAGUGAGUGAGUGAGAGAGAGAGAGAGACAGAGAUCCUAUCUCUCUCCCAGUUGAGAUCUUCAGCGGAUCGUGUUCAGCGUCUGGAAACAGCAGGACAAUGUCAAGUAAGGCGACUUUAGCAUUACUCAUCUAUGGGAUCAUUAUGCAUUACAGCGUCAACUGCUCACCUGUGGGGCUCAGCUUCCCCAGUGCAAGACUUGACAGUGAGAUAUAUGAUGAGGAUGGCAACUCCUUAUCCUCCCUGGAUUAUGACAGAGACCAGCUGGAUGUGAGGAGCGCUCCGUCUGUAGCGGACGACGUCUACACGUUGUACUAUCCUCCGGAGAAAAGAACGGAAAGGCAUGCAGACGGCAUGUUUAAUAAAGCCUACAGGAAAGCGCUGGGUCAGUUAUCAGCAAGGAAAUACCUUCAUUCUCUGAUGGCAAAACGUGUAGGUGGGGGGAAGGCGCUGGACGACAGCUCAGAGACCCUGUCCAAGCGCCACUCAGACGGGAUCUUCACAGACAGCUACAGCCGCUACCGAAAGCAAAUGGCGGUCAAGAAAUACCUGGCAGCAGUCCUUGGGAAAAGCCUUGAAGACAUAGGUUUUGACCAUAUCCUACAAGACAUAGACUUUGAUGCCCUUCCGGACGGGGAUGAGUUUGAGGCUUUUUUGGGAGACUUGCUGAAGCAGUUCUCUCCUGAAUUUCUGGUGAGUUUCAGGCUCCUUCCCGAGGCCGUGUCCUUGCGGGGGCGUCUCCUGCCCCCUCCCUUUAUUUCCCACCUUUUAACUCUUGUGAUCUUGCUUCAAACACUCAGACUCAACUCUUCUUCCACCUCAUUCGUGCUCCUGUCUUUCCAGAGUCUCACAGUUUUUUUUUUUCUUCUUCUUCUUCUUCUUGAAACCACCUGUAUUGUUAAGACCAUACAGGCUGAAUGUGGAGGCUCUUUAACAAGGAUAACUUUCAACAUAUCAGUGUCGAUUGAUACAAAAAAACAAAAAAGAAUCUAGUCAAUCUUGGGUAGAUCAGAUCAGAGCCCUUAU